AACAAAAACGUUUCAUUCAAUUCACAAUAUAUCAAUAACAAUAUACCUAAAGACAAGUUUUAUUUGUGAAUAUAAAUAUUAUAUAAAAUCUUACCAGAAUAACUGCGCGUCAUCAUUAUCAUCAUCAUCCGGUUCAUUGUUUCCCAUUGACCUUCACUUAUUCCAAAAAAAACAUUCUUCGUUUCUUAAUAUCAAUUGUUCACGAAAAAAAAUUUUCAUUUCGAAGACAAUACUAUUCGGAAAAUAUACACAUUUUCGCUAAAGAAAGAAAAGAAAAAAGAAGCAAAAACACUUUGAAAUUACUUCUCUAACUUUUAGAAAUAUAUUUUCACAACAAAAAUUUCUUUCUCUCUUCAUCUUUUUUCGAGUGAAAAAGAUGAAAAAUAAAUAAGAAUGUGAUGCGAAAAAUUAAAAGAAAUGAGAAGGAAGCAACCUUUUAGGAUUACAGGGCAUCGAUCGUUGCGUUGUAAGACAGAGAGUCAUCGUCAAAGGUCAAGUAAGGUGUCGCGUGUAAAGAUUGUUAUUUCACGUGCAAGACUUUAAUGCUAUAUAUGAGUGCGCGCCAUUUUGAUUCGUCAUCCACCACAUCGGGAAAUCCUCCCUCCCCACCCACCCUCAGUUAUACUCUUUCAUUUCACCGCGAAACUGCGAUCACCACCCGUUUUAUACAGUCGUUGUCGUCGUUUUACAACACUUUCAAAUGGUCUAUAAAUGCAAUUCUUUUCUCGAUAAACCGCGCGGAUGAUUGUGCUCUGCUCGCACUGAAAGUCUGUCUUAUUUCCUUUUCCAUAUAGAGGACAAAACUACUAUAUUUAAAGUAGUUUACAUAUUAACUAGUAUUUCUAUUUAAGUUAACAUUAUUACCAUAUUUAUUAUUUUUUAAUCACCGUUUUUCCUAAAGAUAGUAAAAAGACAAUAUUAUUACCAACAACUAUUUCUGUAUACAAUUUAUUUAUCACUAUAUUUUUACGUUUUUUGUCAUAUCUAAAGAACCAAUAACAAGAAAAAACUUUCAACACUAAAGAAAUGAGAAAAAUUUUCUCUUUAAUACCAAGAAAAAAAAAUAAUAAAUAACAAGGGGGAAAUACGUUUUCUAUUAAAGAAAUUCACAUAUAUACAUAGAGCGAGGCCGCGUUCUGGCGCCACGCAUUUAACUGCGCAGAUAUUUUCUAUCGCAAGAAACCAUUGCCAUCGUGUAUAUAGUCAUUGUCAUCGUUAUACAAACUCCCUAUCACUAAUACUAAAACUAUCUCCGCUAAGAUUCGGUAUCGCGACAACAUGCAAUAAAGCCCUUGUCACGCGUCAUGCUCACGCGUGUAAACAUUGCGGGCACUGGUUCUCGUAUCGAGAGACAAAGAAGAUAGGGAAAUUGUAACUAUCAGCGAUUAUAACUACCAAAAAUUGUUACUACCAAUGACUACCAACGUAAUUAGCAAUGAUUAUAACUAUACUAAAGAUUGCAAUUGCUAACAAUUGUAACUAACCAGUGAUCGUAACUGCCAAAGAUUGUGACUACCAUGAUUACAACAACUAAUGAUUCCAACUAUCAAUGAUUGUAACUACCAGUGAUUGUAACUAUCAACGACUGCAACUACCAAUGAUUGUAACAAACAAUGAUUGCAACUAUCCACGAUUGUAAUUACCACCGAUUGUAACUAUCAAGGAUUGUAAUUACCCGCAUUUGUAACUUAUCAAUGAUUGUAACUAACAAUGAUUGCAACUAACAAUGAUUGCAACUAUCAACGAUUGUAACUACCAAUAAUUGAAACCACCAAUGAUUGUAACUUUCAUUCUUUGUUACUUGCAAUAAUUUAAAGACUAGGUAGUUAAAAAUUCUGUAACUGUCAGUAACAGAUGCUCAACUGAAUGCUAUAACUAAACAUCAACUAUUUUUCAACCACUUACUUACGAAAGUUUAAAAACUAGUUGCAUUUAAAAAAACACAGCUCAAACGCGUCUUGUUUCAAAUGCUACCAAUUUUUCAUUGAUAAAUAAAUAUAAGCUAACUUUAAUUUUUGAAAAUUUGUGUGUAAAACUAUUGCAUAAAAGUUGCCUGGAGGUUAUCUUUGCACGCGCUCGAGUUUUAGAGAAAGUGUGUAUUUGUUUGUUGUUUAAAGAAGAAGAGCUUUUCCCGCUCGCUCCUCCUGCACUGUAAUACGCACUAUAUACAUUUACAAUAAUUAACAAAAUGAAAACAUGAAUCGAUUUUAUUAAAAAAUAACCAGUUCACUUUCCUUUCAAAACAAGAAACAUUUCCCUUUUCUUUUUUCCUCUUUCUCCUUUAAGUCUAUUGAUUUAUUUUCCAUUUUUUCCUAUUGGCCUAUUUUUCUUUUUUUUCGUUCCGUAUUUUAGUCUACAUCCCUUUUUACAAGCAAUUGUCACUUUUAUUGAAAAAAACCUUUCUUGUUCCCUUUCCUUUCUUGUUUAUUUUGAAUUUCUUAUUCUGUGUUUUGGUUUGCCGGUGCGUCGCGAGCAGGAGCACAACAACAAACAACAACUACCUACAGCUCACACUAAUAUUAUUAUAUACAUGUAAUACUUAUACACACCACCAUGAUGAUAAAACGCGAAUACAUAUUAUGUGCGCAGUGCUUCAUUGCGCAGCUCUCAGUGAGACGCAGUUUGCGGGUUGCGUGGUAUGCCGACACUGGCUUGCCCUGGUCCGGUUAGGUUACCAAAAACUCUGGGUGGCCGACGAGGAAAGAGAGCGCGAAAUAAAGGAGGAGAAACAACAAGUAAGAUACUUUCUACUCGAGAACUGUCGAAUUAUCAAUUCUACAUUGCGCCAAUUUGUAAUUCACAACUUCCUUGACGAAGAUUAUUUGUACGUUGUCCAUUUUGAGAACUUUAUUACUUGCUGUCGAAUAAUCAAUUCUACAUUGUGCCAAUUUUGGAAUUUACAACUUGUUUUGUCAAAGUUUUUUGGAGCACCGUCACAAUGAGCCGAACAAACAGAAAAAGACUCGAUUCGGAACUGGAGGAAUCAGUUAGAUUAGAGUCAACUAUCUACGGACCGUCAACCAGUAAACAAUCGAAUCUAAACAUUGAAGCAAAACAGAAUCUUAAAGAAGACUCUUCUUCUUCUUCUUCUUCAGUAAUUAACAAUGAAGAUCAAUUUCCAUCGAAACUUCCAAUACCGAAGAAGAAGAAGACGACAACUGAAGACAUUGCAACUGAAGAUUCUGAAACUCCAAAAUUGCUUCAAGAUAGAAAAACUGUCAUUAAAAUUGGACUCGAAAAAUUUUGGAAGAAUGAACAAGUUUUCCGAAUAAUCAACAGAUACGCUGUUUGUAACAACUGUCAUGUCACGUGGGAGAGAGACAUUAAUGCUGAACGCAAUAUACUUAAUAUUGCGUUAAUCAAAGAAGGGAUUAUUAAAGAAUCAAGCAUUCCAAAUCCUAAAAACUUUCGGGCUGUAAAGUCUGAAAGUGCGAACGGAAAUUAAUUUAUUCCGGUUUGAAGUGCCGAAAGGCGUACUCUCUCCAUUUGUAUUGA
Leptopilina heterotoma is the source of this 3495-nucleotide messenger RNA. RefSeq lists its product as uncharacterized. The transcript has 4 exons. The record is from RefSeq and is a predicted model, not a curated record. NCBI's taxonomy places the organism in Eukaryota, Metazoa, Arthropoda, Insecta, Hymenoptera, Figitidae. Bases 2580 to 2942 code for a protein of 120 amino acids.